Molecule: messenger RNA, 39000 nt
Organism: Pelobates cultripes (western spadefoot toad)
Lineage: Eukaryota; Metazoa; Chordata; Amphibia; Anura; Pelobatidae
Source: the annotation of a GenBank genome assembly
GUCAGUAAGAGAAGACUCUCUCUCUGUGUUUUUCUCUAUAAACCAGAAUUAGCCGGAAUGGCAGUGACAGAGUAGAGCUUGGUCGCCGGGUGCUCACUCUCCUAGCCCAAUGAGCCGGUGAUGAGGCAGGGCAAGAAUGGCUUGAGGCUUCUUCCCGGGCUCUCCCCUCCCUUUCUAGCCAUGGACCCGGCCGGGAGGAUGGAUACAGCGGGUUCUUCAUGCCGAGGUGCUGAGAGUCCAGGGGACUGUGGUUCUGGAGGUCGGCCUGGGACCCUGUUUGCCCUGAUGUGUCACCUGUCUGUCUGAACUUCAGGUGCGACCUGCUGCCAUGGGGGGCUCAGUGGGAGUGACAGUCUGCAGGGAGGGGGCUCAGUGAGAGUCAUAGUCUGCAGGGGGACAGUCUGCCCGGGCGGGAGGGGGCUUAGUGGGAGUGAUAGUCUGCAAGGGGGACUCAGUGGUAGUGAUACUCUGCAGGGGGGCUCAGUGGGAGUGACAGUCUGCAGAGGUGGCUCACUGGGAGUGGUAGUCUGCAGGGGUGGCACAGUGGGAGUGGUAGUCUGCAGGGAGGGGGCUCAGUGAGAGUGGUAGUCUUUAGGGGACAGUCUGCCCAGGGAGUCUCACUGGGAGUGAUAGUCUGCAUGGGGGUGGGGGGCUCAGUGGGAGAGACAGUCUGCAUGGGGGGGGGGCUCAGUGGGAGAGACAGUCUGCAGAAGUGGCUCAGUGGGAGUGAUAGUCUUUAGGGGAAAAGUCCGCCCAGGGGGCUUAGUGGAAGUGAUAGUCUGCAGAGUGAUACUCUAGUCUACAGGGAGCAGUGUGCCCAGGGAGUGAUAGUCUGCAGGGGAUCACUCUGACCAGGGGGGCUUAGUGAAGUGGUAGUGGGGGGGGGGGGGCAUUAUUGGGUAUGGUGCCCUGCUAUGAUUGUCUGUGCCAACUAUUGAGUUUGAUACAUUGCUGUGUGAGUGUGCAUUAUUCAGUAUGCUGCCAUGAGUGUACAGUUUUGAGUGUGGUAGCCCUGUAAGUUACCCUGUGAGUGUGCAUUAUUGAGUUCUGGGGGGAGUAUAUAUGUAAUGGGCUGUUAUGGAUGUGUAAAAAAACUAGAUUGUUGGGUAUACUGACCUGCUUGUGUAUGCGUGAACCACUUUGUAUUUAUGUUUUAAUAUAUUAAGAAAUAUGUUUGUGUAAACAAUAUCCAGAUAACAAUCUGUCACAAUUAUUUGUUAUUGUACACAACAGCACAGCAGUGUAAGUAAUAUAUAAUAUGUAAAUGUUUACUGGUUGAGUAUAAUCAAUAUUCAGAUUAUAUAUAUAUAUAUAAUGUGUGUGCGUGUAUAUACAUUGUAAAUACAUGUUAUUUUGACUAUAUCUUUGCAUUGUAUGUAUAUAUGUAUCAAUAAUAAAGUGUGUUUCCUUAUUUUUUUAUUACUGAUAUCUUAGCCAGGGCCAAGCACAAUGUUAAUUUCAAACACCAAUUGAUUAAAUGAAAAAGACAGUGUGAGAAAUGUACAUCUUAAAUUUAAACAAGACCCAGCUCUCUUCUUUUUUGCCAAGAUAAAGCAGCUGGUGAGGUUACUUUAGGUCAUUAUCAGCCUAUAGACGUUUGGAGGACAGAAUCGUCACAGCCAACUGGUUUUCUGUAGCAAAAAUUAAAGCAAGUGUGUUCCUGUCUCUUAACUGCUCGAGGGGAGCGCACCUCUUGGCAGAGAACAAAUUAAUCUGUGUGUUUUCCUCCUCUGUGAACAGCAGAAGGAUUUCCUGCCUUUUUGUCUCCCUGGCUGGUACAAAGCCAUCCAGAGGAUGAUGUCGCACACAUGCUUGCAUUGUGAAAUUGGCAAGAAACACUCUGUUUCUUAAGGACAAAGCCUGGGCAUGUGGCUGGCAGGUCGCUGUACCCUCCCUUGUCAGCAUGAUUGGGUAGUGCCCUUGCCCCUGCAAGAACAAGCCUGAUCUGUUGCAUCUGACAGUUUUAAAAAGCGGCCAAGGCUGAACGGUAUAUUCUAAAAGAUAUUUUAUUAAGGCAACCAUACAUUUAUUCACAAAAGGCGUAUAAAUAUAUAGCUGUACGUGGAAACAUGUACAUGGAAAGACAAAAGUAUGAUUAGAAUAUUGUGCAAGAAACAGCGUUAUUCUUUGUGUUAUCUUGUUGCAGCAUUAAAUAUGUGUUGAUAGGCAUCUCCGGCCCAAGCUGCCUUCUUUGUUAGAUGAAGAUGUGAGCGAUUCGUUAUAAUGCUCUGGGUACUCUAUAACACAUAACGUGAUCUGGAUGCCGGAAGGUGAUGCAACAUAGUUACUGGCAGGCAGUUGAGGGAUGAGAGGUUGAGAUGACAGACCCUGGGAAGUUGGUUUAGAUUAGAAUAUGAAGGAUGAUGGUUAGAUAAAUUUCCCCGAAUUAAAAGUUGAAUUUCUCUCUCUGGACUUGCUGCAUGAAGCCUACUGUACUCCUGUGGUGUCACCAUCUUUAUGGGCAUGCCUCUUCUCCAUCUCCAGUUUUACUGUGCUGUUAACAGAUACUAUUGCACUUGAAGCUUGUCAUAUGGUUCUUGUUCGCUGGAGAUUACCAGUGUUUCAGAUUAUUUCUCUUGGAAUGCAAUUUGUACUGUGAAUAGCUUAUAGUUGAGCUUUGGCACAUUAGGGAAUCCAUACAUAAUGUCCGGUCACUUCUGUCAGUGGUUUUAAUGUUGUGGCUGAUCAGUGUAUUGCAUUAUCCACUGCAGCAUGAGUGGUGUAAUAGUUGAUGGAUUAGCCCUUUUGUAUGGCCCCCAAAGACUACAACGCCAAUGGGACAUCAGGUUCUGGAAAGGACCUGGUGUCUAAAACCCUAGGCAAGUUAUUUUAAAAGACGUGGAGCGACACCAUCUCUUAACCUUCGCUAUUCUGUCCAACACAGGUUCUUUCCUCUGAUAUUUUUAUAGUGUAGUGACUCAUAUUGCCAUAGCUGCUAUCUUCAUUCAUGUUUGGCAAAUGUGAUACUAUAAAAAUGGAAUUUAGUGGGAUGUGGAAGUGGAGGGUUCACCUUAAAAGCCACCUUCCCUACACCUUGUGCCUCCCCUUCCCGGUAAGCAGUCAAAAAAAACAACUCAGGAGCAGGUCAAUUCUGUAAUAGUAAGAUUUAUGGUAAAGGAAAACCAGACUAGAAAGUCUGGACUAUUAACAACAGCUAAGCCAGACUGAAUUGGCAUCUUGCCAGAGAAAGAGUUUUGCAAAACAUGAAAUCGGGUAAUGUAAGGCCUCUUAUUCGGCAACACUGUGGCAGUAAGUUUUCACUGCCAAUGCAAUCUUUCCUGGAAGCGUCAAUGUACUCUUCAGUGACACUGGGAAGAACAGAUAUGUAAUAUGUACUGCGUAGCAUCUCCAUAAAACUUUUAACUUUUGCGACUUUUUCACAAAAUUCCCUAUUUUAAAUGGAACUAUGAAGGAUGAUGGUUAGAUACGUCCCCUCCAAUUAGAAGUUGAAUUUCUCUCUCUGGACUUCACGGGUGCAGGAAGCCUACUGUACUCCUGUGGUGCCACCAUCUUCAUAGGCAUGCCUCUUCUACUUCUGGACAGCGGCUUUACUGUGCUGUUGCUAACAGAUACUAUUGCGUUUGAAGCUUGUCAGAUGGUGCUUGUUCGCUGGAGACCAAUGCUUCAGAUCAUUUGUCUUGGAAUGCCACUUCUACUGCGAAUAGCUUAUAGUUGAGCUUUGGCACCUCAGGGAGCCAUGCAUAAGGUCGGGUCAUUUCUAAAACAGAAGGCACCAAGUUCUUUAGAUGCAGGUUCUGCAACUAAAUGUGACAAAGUUCUGUCUCUUUUCAUGACAUAUUUUCAAUCUUUAUUCUUCAUAAAGUUCAUAGCAGCUGCAUCUGUAUUUAAGUGCAGAUGUUGAACUAACACUUUGGUGCCAGUCUAUCCUCUAAAUGAGCACUUGAUGAAAGUGGAUCUGAUAGCGAAUCGUUUCAAUUAUUUAUAUAGUACCAACAUAUUCCAUAGUGCUGUAAAAUAGAUAAGACAAAAUUCUAUUUCUAACCAAACAUGUAUGGCAUACAGGAACAGUAGCUGAAGAGAUCUCUGCCUAAAAGAACUCACAAUCUCAGUGUAUGUUCCUGGAUAAAGCUCCAUCUUGCUCUAAUGGUUGCACUGUUUUCAUUAGUUGCGAGGUUUUUGGGCUGUGUCAAGGGUCGCUUCAUUAACAUGGCAUAAUCUUUAGAUUCACAGUAUGCCAUGAGCUGAAUGUAUGAUAUUUAUGAUGAAUGGGUCUCCUCUGUAAGCUGAUAGAGGCCAUGCCAUACUGCUGCAUUAUUAGUUAUUAGCCCCACCCCCUCUUAAAGCCCUUUAAAUAAAGUAUAACUUACCUGGAAUUCAGUGCCAGACGAAGUUCCCUUUACUGGAUUCCAGCCCUGUCCAAAGUCACAGUCUCCCCCUCCAUGGUCCAAUCAAAUGUAUUUGAUUGGACCAUUCUCCUGGUUUAAAUUCCAUGCGUGCUCUCUGAGCCAGGGAGAGGAGAGAGUGUGGGUGUAAAAAAACAAGGGGAGAAAAAAAUACAGAGCUCUACAAGGAGGCAGGGAAGGCAUGGAGAGCUCAGUUGAUGGAAGGAGGGGAGAUCACGUUUUCAGUGUAUGUUUUGCACAGAACUGAUAUUAGGUAUCAUUCCGUGCUGUAGUGAGAUAGCAGCAGGGGAGUGAAAGGCCAUGUGGUUGCAGGUUCUCUUUAAUACUGCUUUUUCUAAGAAAAGGCACUAUUCCCAUUUACCCUACGGCCAACCUCUAGUUGCUUUCACUCAGACAGCCACUAGAGAUCCUUCCGUGUGUUGUCCUGCAAACUUUGCUGUAUCAAUGUUGGAUACACCUAACAUUUCCCAUAGAGAUGCACUGAUUGGUUGGUUAGCGCAGAGAGGCAAUUGCAACACAUGCACACUAGCCCCCCAAUGCCUCCCUAUGGGGAAGAAUUGGUUGGCUGAGACCACCUGGAAUGAUGAUCUCAGCCAGGGUGAGGAGCAGUGGCCUAGUUCCCCCUUCCUUUCCUUUUCCUAAAAGUAUGUUUUACUAUUCUUUUUUUUUGCUGUAAAAUUAUAAAAAAUGUAUAAAAACAAUUUGAAAAGAAUUGUGGGGUAUGGGUUAAAGCAGCCUCAUAAAGGGGCCACAGCUGCCACAUGUAUCUUCAUCUUUGAACUGGGAGCUGGAUAGAGGGCUUAUUUAGCUUGCGGUAGGCUCCUGUCCCUCCUAAUAAUUAUACAUGAGUUCCAGGCUCCCACUAAUCCUCUCACCCAAAUUAUGGUGAUAUAACCAACAGUGGAGGGAUGCCAAAUUAACUGGCAAAAUAGCUGUAUUUAUAAUGUGUCUAUUCAUCCUAGCCUGCUGCUUAGUGAAUAAAUCACUAGUUCUCACCAAUAAUUAUAUACUAAGAUAUACAAGAGAACAUAAAACAUUUUAUUUUUUUAUUACAGAAGCAUAAAAGUUGGGAAAGUGGCUAUAAGUACUGUCACGGCUCCAACCAGCUUAUUUCACUUUGUCUUCUUGAAAAGAACAUUAAAAUUGUAACCUUAAAAUGCGUUCAGCGGACUUUGUCUUCUGCUGACAUGCCAUUUUUUUAUUUUUUUUGGUGAUGAACUAAUAACGUGUUGCUCCCCACACUCCAGCCCUGCACCCUGAGCUAAUUACACAAUGGCUGAACUUCAGCAUGAUGUGAAAUAUGAACCCAUGUACUCCUUCCAAAUAUGGGAGGAUACUGAACGGAUCCUUCAAAUAGUCAGCACUUACUGAUUGUGUGACCGAGGCAACAACAGAUAAGAUGGAAUGGUUUGACACUGAACUAUGAUUAGGUUAGCAUUGGCUAUAUAAUGACAUAAGAAUAUGAAUACAGAGAGAAAUAUGUAACGAAUGGGAUAGAUUUAGAAGAAUAGAUAGAUGGAGAUACAGAGAGACAGACAGACAGUGAUGGGGAGGGAUGGAUAUUUAUGUGUAUGUGUGUACAUAUACCUAUUAUAUAUAACAGCGCUGCAGAAUCUGUUGGCGCUUUAUAAAUAAUAAUAAUGAUAUAUAAAUAGAGAGAUUUAGAGAUAUAGAUUUUAAAAAAGGAUAGAUAGAUCGGGAACGAUGACUGAGAAAGACAGGAAUAGAGAGGAGACAGAGAGAUUGAGAUAGCAAUGUUACUAAAAAAAAAGAAAAAGAGAGGGGGACGAUAGAUAGAGAGGGGUAGAGAUAGCUAUAGAUCUAGAGAGAGACUGAUAAAAAAAGGAGAUAUUUUUACGUAGCUGGAGAAACAUAGACAGAUAUUGAGAUAGCUGCAUUCAUCGAAAGAGAAAAGGAUUAAGAGAAAGAACGGAAGUGGAGUGAAGGAAAUUGACAGGUAGGUGGACAGAGAGAGAAUCAGAAUGGAAAAAUAUAGACAGUCACACAGAUGUGGGAAAGACUGGUAGCAAAAUGUUAACAUAUUAUCUGUGUGUGUGUGUUUGUGAUAUAUUGGCAUGUGUAUGAAGGUGCAUAGAAGAUGUGUUUCUGCAUACGUUGCUCAUUAUAUUUCACGUUGUAUCCACUAAAAGAGGCUUCUGACCGUGGCUGCGAUUAAAUGUUGUUUCAUAAGCUUUUCAAAUUAUUUAAUAUUUUUAAAAAAACUUUUAAAAUGAUUUAACAUUAUGAGAAAUAUUUAAAAUUUUGUAAUAUUUUGAUAUUUUUGGCAUGUUGAUAAAAAUUUUAUUAAAAAAAAGAAUUAAAAAAAGUAUCCAAAAAUGUAAAUCAUUUGAAAAAGCUUAUCCAACAGUAUUGAAUCGAUACCCAUCCAUAUUUGCAAAAAUCCAGUUUAAGUUUGAAGAACACUCCAAGAACCAUAAACACUACAGUUAUCAAGCAUUAAGCUAUGAGUUAAAUCCCUCCAGCACCUUAAAUCUUAAUACAUAAUGAAAAGUUAUCUGUACUGCACAAAAUGGAAUUGUUAGUGGAGUUUACUGUAUUUUUCAUGACAGCCCUAAUAACAGGAAUUUGGACGUCACUUUCUGUAGACUUGCAAAUUCAUUUUACAGACGCAUGAUAAGAGAAUGUGUAAUUUCACGUUGCAGUCCUCUACAUGGUUUGAAUCUUGCUGGAUGGUAACAGAGAGUCCAUAAUAAAUACAAUAUGGAAUUUGCUGUUAACUGUAUUUAAAAACAGUUGCUUUGUACCUUUGUCCUUUUAACCUUGUUGAUUACGGAAUGGGGACUUCAUUAUGAAAGGCUUUACGGACACGCUUUUUAAAAUGUACAUCUAGGUAUUUUUGCUUGAAUGCGUACCAUUGAAAAUCAGAGUUAAUUUUUAAUACCCGUUAAGGCAUUGCUAGUUCAGUGUGAAUAUGCCUAUAGAAUUAUUGGCGUUAACUUUGUACCCAGUGAGGAUUCAAUGCAACAGUAGUUCUUGGAAAAGGUAAGUUUGGGAUUUUUAUGGUUAUGCCAUCCGCAAUAGAAAAUUGUCAGGUAAAAUGACAGCUCUUGCAAUUCUAAUCUAGCUACCUUGGCUGUUGGGAAAUAUUUUAAAUGUAGUGACUGAGAUGAUGCUGUAGUUCGCUCUUUGAAUUGCUUAUUAUUUAAAAGCUAUCUCUAAGUUCAGCUGGCACACAUGGCUCUCCUGAGACCAAAGAAGCAACUCAGUAAGGAUCAAACGUCAGGGCAUCUCAGCAAGUUCAGCUGGUGACAAUUAUUGAUUUUUUAAAUUUAUUUUUUAUUUAUAGCCUGAGUAAAUUUGCACAAUCUGUAUUCUUGGGCCCCUUUAUGUUAUAGGCUCUCGUGUUCGUUGAGUUCCAGGUCAGUGUUUGAAUCAGCCUUUGCAGAGUUUGCUUGAGGUUUUUGUACCUUGUCAAUUGUUUUGUCGUUAUGAUUUCUGGUCUGAUGUCGUGCCAAUACUGAUUCUUGAGAUAUUUUCAAGCACUAACAUAAUAAAGUAAAUGACUUGCUUUGAAUGAUCCCGUUGUGCCAUAAUGCAGGCACAUUGAACAUGGGUUUGAUAUUCGUUAUAUACCUUUCCUGGUGAAAUGACUUGACAUAAUUAUAUCCUAUAAUGAAACCUAUACUUUAAUAUUGCUUUAAUGUUUGUGAUUUUUCUGUACAAGGUACAGUAGUAAUUCAGAUGUUGAGAUUUAUUGUCAGAUAGGACACAAAAACUUACACUGUUUAAGCCUUAAUCAUUUUAAGUCCUUUCUAAACUGUUUGAAUUGCUAAUGCUGUGUAGCCUUGUAUAGAGAGUAUACUUGUUGGGGAGUGCGGGUUCCCCUGCAGUGCUCUGAUGACUGCUGUUUAUGCGGUGCUUUGACUCUGCUUUGUAUGCAACAUUUCCAGUUUGUUAGAUUUCCUCUCUAAAUUGAACUAGUUUUCAGUGAGGUCCUGGAUCUAUGAUGAGAAUAUAUAAAAAUGACAAAGUUCAAUCUGGUCCUCAGCCAAGUAUGAAAAAGGCUCAUUAGCUCAUUUGACAUUUGGGAGUAUUGCAAACACAUUUCAACUUGCUGGUAAAAUGUAUUCCCUAUGAGUAUAGGCUGCGUAAGAUUACAGACAGCUUGUGUCUGAGAGAUUCAGAUCUGAAAUGCUAGAAAAAAUUGCAUAUGCUUGAUAGUUUCAGGCAUACCCAAGGUAUUUAAAUGCUGAUUAUAAGGGUCUCUUUAUAUGACCCCAAGCCAAAUUACAGUCUGUUUGAUUUGUCUAGGUUUAAUAUGUCUGCAAUGUUGCAUCUCGUCUGCUCUUAUGGGUAUGAAAUCCCUGCUGAGUGUCACAGUGUCCAGUCUCGAUAUGUCCUCUGUAAUGUCAUAAUAUAGUCUAUCAAGGUUUUACUGAUUUGGUACCAUUCCAUGUGAAAAGGACACUGCAAGCAUCAUUACUACUACAGCUUAUUGUAUUAUCACGGUUUUUGUGUUAUUAAUAUUAGAGCUUAUUGUAUUAUUACGGUUUUUGUAUUAUUACAGUUUAUCGUAUUAUUGAAGUUUUUGUAUUAUUACAGCUUAUGGUAGUGGUGCUGAGACCCUAUUGAAUUGAUGUGGUCUCUAAGUGUUAAACUGUUUUCAGGUGGUUUGACAAAAACUGGAGAAUCCCCAGCACCCAAAAAUUGCUGUCCAUCUCCUGGAAACAUCAAUGAGGACUUUUCACUUUCUAAAUCUCUGUUUAAAUAUUGUUACAGUGAAUGCUCACAAUGUGCAAUGAGAGGCUAUUUUGCCUUAGGUGCCAAGGUUUACCAAAGUACUGUUACGAUUCUCAUGGAGCUGGACUAUAACUUUGGGACUAUAGGUUCAGGUUCUGUUUUUGCCCACCCUCCUUUGUUAUUAAAAAAUAUAAAUUAACUAACAAUUACUCACCUUGUUUCCAGAGCUGGGAGCAGCCAUACCCUCAACCUUUGAAGACAUCAGCAUGCCUGCUGAAGUCUUCCGCAAACUCAAAGAAGCAAUGGAUUAGAGAUACGCAUGCGCGGCAAAGUGCCUCACUCCACCAAUCAAAUGCUGCUAUCACGAUUUGAUUCCAGGACGAGUUUCACACAGUCUGGAGGAGGAAGCAUUUUUAGUGACUGACAGUAUGACAGCCACUAGAGGUGUGUUUAAGCCUGCAAAAACUGCAAUAUUUUAGAUUGCAGGGUUAAAAUAACAGGACCACUGCAGCUAGACCAUUUUAUUGAGAUUAAAUUGUCCGUGUGAUGUUUGGGGUUCUUUGAGGAUGCUAAAAGCCUAACGUGCUGUAGCUGAACCAUGUUGCUCUGCAACUGUAUUAAUGGCAUACAAUGAAACAAAUCUGGCUGAUUGCUGGCACUUACUGCUGAAACACCCUUUAGGCUCAAUUACAAGUACUAACCAUGGCAUGAAAUUGCUUUCUGACCAGAUGUGAUCUUUGUACAUGUCUUUGAUUCACCCUAAAUUGCAUCAUACUACCAACGAUCAAAUUACAUUAUAUCCACAAUUUACAAUGCUCUGGAUUUUAAGAAAGCUAAAAAUGUCCUUCAUUCCACUGCCAAGGCCAAGUUCUCCAUUCAACUUGAUUCUCCUCUCCAGAUGUCUCUUCCUCUCACUGUUGGGGGAGUGUUGUAGGGGGGAAAACAUGUACAGCAUGGGGACGACAACACUGUACUGCAAUUGGGCGACGGCAUGCUCCAAGUGCUGAUGUCCAGUAUGCACAGAAUUCAUAUUACCUACCCAGAACUUGUUCUAGACUGGCUGUUGAUGCCCCAAUGAUGCUGCUGGAGGUGGAGUUACAACUCUGGCAGAAAAAGGGGUUAAGCUGACUGAAGUGGUUAAGGUGUUUGUAGUAACCCUUUAACCCCUUAAGGACACAUGACAUGUGUGACAUGUCAUGAUUCCCUUUUAUUCCAGAAGUUUGGUCCUUAAGGGGUUAAGCAUAUGCAUUAAGCAUACCCCCCAACAACCCUGAAUCUGACGUGAAAGUCCUUAUUCAUUUUGUUUUAGUUCUGGGAAAAGUUCAGUGCAAUUGCAUCUUAUAGUGUGAGCAAGUCCAGUGCAGGACAUAUCUGUCCUAACUACUGCUUUUCAUUAGGGCUUUGCGCAUGGGCAGUCUUGCUUGGCCUCACCCCCUCUCAUUCCGAGAGAAUUCCGGGAGGUGUGUUUAAGCAAGAUUUACUGGAGGUGCUUGAUAUUUAGGUCAAAGUGCAAAAUGUCUACCAACACUGGGAUGUAUGUAAGAAAGACCAGGACAGGGCAGUGGAGAACAUGUCAGGCAGUCCGCAUCACUGUUUUGUGCAUGCAAGCAUCUAUAAUGUGUUUAUUAAGGGAUAACUCAUGCAUAACUCAAAAACAUUGGGUCUGUCCUCACAAAUCUGGGACACUUGGAAGGAAUGGUUCAAGAAAUCUUGGGAUUGAUGCACUGAUAUCUUGAGUGGUAAAUUUAUAAUUCUUGUAUGUGGCAAAUUAGAUAGGUCAGUUGACAUUUAUCUCCCUUUAAAAUUGAUAUUUUGUCAUAUACUUUUGCACUACAGUACAAAUGUAUAAGUCAGGAGAAAAAGGUAAUGUGAAACCUCUUUAAUAACUCAUCCAAGGAUGUCAUGAUCACAGUUGUUUACAAACAUAAUCUCUCUUGAAAUGCUGUUGGAUAAUUAUUAACUCGCAUGUGAAGACCUAUUUAGGUGAGAGGUCAUUUACUAAUCAGCAAGCUGACAAAUUACAAAUUUAGGCUAAAAUUACCAGAUUGCACAUAUAUUCCGUCUACUUUUUGUUUUUGACUAAUUUGGCCUUUUUUGGCCUCCAUUUGCCAUUAUGUGAGCUUACCUCCAUAUGCUUUUGUAAAUUAGAUUUCUUAUUCAAAUGUUAUACCAUGAUGGGGGAUAAUUUGAAUUUGGGACAAUAAGUAAACAAAAUAAACAAAUGGGGAAUAAAUGGCUGUCUCAGUAUUUUUUUAAGAACUUACAGAGUAUACUGCAGUCAGUCAGAUUUCAUAAUUUAUUAACCUUUCCUUUUACAUAAGGUCCCACAACUUUAAUAUAAAAAUAUAAAGUAAAAUAAAAUCACAACUUCCUAAUGAGCUUUACAAUUUAAACUGGAUAACCCUUCACCCAAUUGUGUGCUUGUGAAUCACACAAAACCCAGUAAAAUAAAGUGAUGCUAAAAACCUAACUAGAGGUCAUUUAGAGAGACCUGCUUCGUCAGGGAACACUGCGAUGAUGAAAGACGCCACAUUUACAAAUAAUGGAGUCAUAUUUCGGCUCCUGACUUCAGUAGACGGACCGCGAGGCGCGAGGGAGCAGAGCAGGAAGAUCACAGCUCCCUCCCCGCCUCAGAUGUCAAUACAGCCGCACGCCUCCCAGCAGCCCCACUGGACCCCCAAAGACAAGUAGGAAGGCUGGGUGAAAAAAUAGUAUUAUAAUAAUAUUAAUAAUUAGUGAGUGUGUGUAUGAGUGUAUCUGUUAGAGUGUGUGUGUCUGUCUGUGAGUAUGUGUGUGCAUAUGAGUGUCUAAGUGUCUCUGAGUGUGAAUGUAUGAGUGUGUCUGUCAGUGUGUGCAUUUUUGAGUGUCUGUCAAAUCAGCAAGAGUCUGUUUGUCAUUGAGUCUGUGUUUGACUAUCCGUGUGUCAUUCAAUGAGUAUCUGUCAGUGUGCAUGUGUGUGUCUGUCAAUGAAUGAGUGUGUGUCAGAUCAGUAGUAUGUGUCUGUCAGUGACAUCUGUGUGUUUGUCAUUGAUGUGUGUGUGACUGUCAGUGCGUAUCUGCCAGUCUGUGUCUGUUGGGGAAUGUGUGUGUGUGUGUGUGUCAAAUCAGCGAGUCUGUGUCUGUCAGUGAAUGUGUGUAUGCUUGUCAGAGUGUGUGCUUAAAGGGACACUAUAGACACCCAGACCACUUCAACUCAUUGAAGUGGUCUGGGUGCAGUGUCCCACUCCUCUUUAACCCUGCAAGUUUAAUUAUUGCAGUUUCUCAGAAACUGCAAAAUUAUCUUGAGGGGUUAACUCCUUACGGGUGGUUAGGCGACCAAAAGUUGCCUAACUGGUGCUGGACGUCCUCACUCUGUGUAUGAGGACAUCCAGCGUCUGCUAAAUCCCCGUAGGAAAGAAUUGAUACAUUUCCUAUGGGGAAGCAUAAUGCAAGCGCGGAGUAGAAGCCUGACCCAGCGCUGAGGGACAUCGGCGCUGGAUUCAGUUAAAUGACUGAAGAAGUUUUAACCUUCAGUGCCGAGUAAGGGGGGAGAGCAAGAGGGAGGGGGCACUACAGGGAACAAUAGUGCCAGGAAAUGCUUUAACAGGAGUAGGAAAUGGUGGAGUCUAAAGAGGAAGGGGUGGGUUCUUAAUCAGGAAGAGGUGCGGCCUUGACCGGUAGGGGUGGGGCAAAAUUAGAUUAGGGGAGUGCCCAGGUUUAGUCAUCCCUAGGGCAGCAACAAACCAAAAUACACCACUGAUUGGAGCUGACUUUUCUUGUGCUUUUUGGUCAGUAAUGGUCUACAUCUUGGAGUUUUGUCAUGGAAACCUUCUGCGUUUAGUACACGCCUUACUGAGCUCACUGAAUCCUCAGUGCCUAUGGCCAAGUCUUGCUGCAGGUCUUUUGCAGUCACUUGAGGGUUUUUCACAACCUAGUUUCCGUUUACUGCCCCGUCCAGGUAGUGUAACCACUGUUCCUUCAACUUUGAACUUGCAUACUAAGCUUCCAUCGGUGUCUCUAAGAACAUUCAGUGCCUUCGCUAUCUUUUUGUAUCAGGUUCCUUGUUUGUGAAGGGCAAUGAUCUCUUCUUUUAACUUUGUGGACCAUCAAACAUGCAGUCAAACGUGACACUCAACAAACCCCUUACCAGCUCAGGUAUUUCAAGUGUCCCAGCUCAUGCACACCUGGUGCAACUAAUAAAGCCCUUGAUUAGCCUCAUUAGGUGUGCUUGACACAACACAUAUUUCGUAUAUUUGUGCUGUUGUGAGGGAUUCUAUUCAGGGGGUUGAAUAAUUUUGAGACUGGAGAAGACAUUUUUAAGUUGCAUUUUCAUUUGAAUUUGGGGAAACCACUUGUAGCAUUCAUGGUGUUGAGCUAUUUCAAUUGCUUUUGUUUGAUUUAUUCAUUGCAAACAGCUGAAAGGCUGUAAGUAUUGACAAUAAACUUGAAUUUCAAUGGGGGUUGAAUAAUUUUGAUUGCAACUGUAGGUAGAAAGACAGACAGACAGAUAGAUAUAGAUAUAUAGAUGUAGGACGUAAUGUCCUCAUAUCGAAAUUCAUCAGUGUUUACCAGUUUUAUAAAUGAUUGCCGUCAUCCAUAUUGCAGAAGAACAUAUUAUCUCCAGACUGUGAAUGCACGUAUCUGGAGCUGACUAUAAUGUUUUCUGUAAGAAUUCUCGUGGUGAUUCAGAAUAUAAUUAUUUCAGGCUGUUUUAUCGCAAAACAGUUUGGAAAACAAAAUGCUGAAAUCAAAAUAUCUAUUGGUUUAACAACAUUUUCCCUCCAGAAAUCAGUGGCGCUAGCAUCAAGAAUUGCAAGUUAUCUCUGUUACUGUCGUCUUCCUGCAAGUUUGAGCCAUCAGGCCAUCUUUUCUGAACUCUCCAAUUACAAAAGUGCUUGCCCUCCCCAGGGGCAAAAAAAAUUAAUAUCUCUCUCGUCUUUUUUUUUUUUAAUAAUACAUCAAUAUUUUGGAUGGCAUUAGUAGUAUAAAGAUGAAGUGUUUUUACUUCUUAGAUAAAAUACCACAAUUUAAAUCAUCCUAUUUGCCAUUAUUGAUGGAUUAUGGACCAGGGUUGGUUUGUACUUGUCUUGCUAGCAAAAUAAAUACAGGUAUUAUAGACUGCUUUUGUUGAGCACAUUGUAUGUGAGCCUCUGUUGCUUUGGUGCCCAGCCUGUGGAUGUGUUUUGGGGAGCUGAAAGGAAUGCAUAUUAGGAGAAGAAUGGGUGAUACAUGAGGAAAGAGGGCAUUCGUUUUAGUUAUAAUCAACUGGAGGCUGACAAACUCAUUAGCAGUUUGAGGCUUCCUGAAAUUGCAAUACAAGACCGAUAAAAGAACAGAUUAAAAGCAGGCAGUGAUAUAAACAGCUUAGGAACUGACUGAUAGCAGACAUAUACUAUAAACAGCUUAGGAACAGAUCAAUAAAAGACAAUAGCCGGAUAUUGAUUAGUUCCUUAUAGGCUUGUAGUACGUUUACGGUAGUAGGAGGUUGUUAAAGGUGUGGGUGCUAAGAAAGUACAAACUUGCUCUAAAUCCUUUAUGUUGUUGCACUUGCAGCUGACUCCUUUCCUUCUCCCUGUCUGCCUGUAGUAUACUCGGUUUAAUAGUACUUAGUUUACAGGUGGCAUUGUGAUGGGGUACACAGCUAGAGAUAAUAUCUGCUACUUAUUUUAACAAACACCCUGCAUUUAAAGGAAAUGUGUUUUCAGGUUUGGACUAGCAGCCGAAUCAUAUUUCAAAGGCCUGGGCUGAGAUAAUGGCCUUGGAGUUAUCAGGCAAUAUAUGUAUUAUAAAAUAUAAAAUAGCAGGUAUUCAAUCCGGUGGACCAGCAAAUAAUGUGAACAUAUGUUUUUUGCUUUGUAUUUGUGACAGCCAGGAGACAGAAUGCCAUAACUGCCAGUAUGAGUGGUAUGAAGCCAGUGUUGGUCAGGAAAGGACCAGUCUGGACGGAAGCCAGCGAUGCUGGCACCAUGCACGUUAGAAUGGCAGGCAGCUUACCAAGCAAUCAUUGGGGCCUUGCCCACAGACACACCGAACGUUUUCUAUUUUGGGCAGAAAUGCCAGGUGCUUAUUAGGGCCAGGGUUGGCAAAACCCAGUUUAGUAGAUAAAAUAAAUAAGGUCCAGGCAACAAAAAGUGCAACGUUUCCACCUACACAGAGGCCUUAAUCAAGGUUGAUAAAGGCCUCUGUGUAGGCCGAAACUUUGCACUUUUUGUUCCAAUAAACUUGCCUUCCUGCAGCAAUCCUGAGUGCCUGGACCUAAUUUAUUUUAAAGGACCACUCUAGGCACCCAGACCACUUCAGCUUAAUGAAGUGGUCUGGGUGCCAGGUCCCUCUAGGAUUAACCCUUUUUUUUAUAAACAUAGCAGUUUCAGAGAAACUGCUAUGUUUAUACUGAGGGUUAAUCCAGCCUCCAGUGGCUGUCUCAUUGACAGCCGCUAGAGGCACUUGCGUGAUUCUCACUGUGAAAAUCACAGUGAGAGCACGCAAGCGUCCAUAGGAAAGCAUUGUAAAUGCGCAUGCGCAUUCAGCCGAUGACGUCGCGAGCAAGGAGGAGAGGAGGAGUACAGCUCCCCGCCCGGCGCUGGAGAAAGGUAAGUGUUUAUCCCCUUCCUCUCUCCAGAGCACGGCGGGAGGGGGUCCCUGAGGGUGGGGGCACCCUCAGGGCACUAUAGUGCCAGGAAAACAAGUAUGUUUUCCUGGCACUAUAGUGGUCCUUUAAGUGCAGCAGUGAAAGCAUUUAGACACAGCUGGGCUAUACUUGGUGAUUUUCCAUGAUGUCCCCAGAAGUGGGACUAUCCCACUGGAACAGCACAAUUUGUUUGUAUUUAAUGCAAGAUGUACUUAUUGCGUUUUGUCCAGUGAAAUGUUGGGUGUAUCACAGAGUAAGCAAACUGUACAAAAAAUGGAGAAUAGGGAGUCAGAAUCACUAUGGAUGAAGGAACAACAGAAUAACACUACAAAGUAUCAAAUUUGUUUGUUUUUUGUUUUUUUAUUUAUUUUUUUGAUGUGCAUAUAAAAGACAAAUUAGCCUGCGAGGCCACAUCAGCUUUCACAGAGAGUGAUUGCAUGUCGGUACAGAAUUUGCACAUAUUGCUAUUGUAAAAUAUAACGGUGCAUGGCAUUUCUAGGCUAAAGCACAGUUUUAUAGUAUAGUAGAGAUGACAGGAGAAGAACACGGCUAGUCACAUCUAUCUAGCUAAUAAACAGUAUACAGGCUAUGUGUUAACAAAGAAAAGUGAGUUUUAUAGCCAGGAGACAUGCUAGGCUAAGUAAUAUAUGGAUAUAUUUGCUGAACUACACACAUGCUGAAUGCAGCUAGCCACAGAGACAUAACCAAUGCUACUUGAAAUGAAGCGUGCUUAUAUGGUGUAAGAGGUAGCCACUGUAAGAGCGUUAAGUAGGAAGGUGUAGGAACGCUUAACUGGGUGCCUUUAGCCCCCUAGGAGAUAUGUGGGAUAGUAAGAGAGGCCAGCGUUUAAAGAGUCAUUAUAAACAAAACUUAUGGGGUUAGACAGAGCUGUGCCAGCAGAUACCGUGUGGGGAGAAAAGAUGAGUGGUCAUAUGCCUUUGAAUUCCCAGUCCAUGAGCUCAUCUCAUCCGAUGCCUACUGAGGGGAGAGCAGAGUCCCAGAACAGCGAUGCAAUGCCUCAGGGCCUAGCGAAGGCAGGCUGGUCCUCGCGAUGGGCAGGGUUGGUGCUAUCCCUUUCAACAGCUCUGCAUCCUGUCCCGCUGCAAGCCGCAAGCGAUCCUCAGGUACUUUAGGAGUCCCAGCCUUGGUUUGGGCUGUUUUCCAUCCAUGUGCCGGUUUCUGUUUGCGAGAUGAGGGCUUUUUGCUUCGCCGCCAUUUUGGGGCCUUUGUAGAGGCUGCGGGUGUCUGCUGCGGGCGCACGAGCUGCUGUGAAGGAAAGUGAUCAUUCGGCUGCUCAGGGGUGAUGCCAGGUGUGAUGCCAACUCUUAUCUAGAAUUUGUCAAAGAUUCUGUUGAGUCUGGUCGUAAGGUCACUUUGAUUGUAGACAGAGUCGUGGUGCCAUGUGGCGUCCACCAUGCUUGGUGGCUCACUUGAUUUCCCUGCGGUCUCAGUGACCUCACCCCUUGUGCCCAGUAGAGCAGACGAGCCUCUCAGGAGUGGACCGGGAUCACCCCCGCCGGUCCAGGGGGGGGAUUGCGGGCUGCUUGCAACAUGAUUAGGGCUGUUGAACCGCUCCGGCCUGGGAGAUUGGCCGCCUCUCCCAUCGCCCUCUAGGCCACAUGUGUCAGAUUUUGCUGCCAGGGAGCUUGUGUCACUUUUCCAACCUCCACAGUGUGCUGCAGUCAGGUCAGGAUGAAGGUAAGCCAUUGGGUGAGGUUGAUUUUGGGCUUGGUGAAGCUACAAACGGUUUGUAUUGCCCGAGUAGGAGAGGAGCUCAAGCAAGAUGUGACUCUCCACCAUGGCAGUCAGGCCCUGCCCCCAGUAUCAAAUGUUUUUCUGCAAUUAAUUUAACCCCUUAAGGACCAAACUUAUGGAAUAAAAGGGAAUUGUGACAUGUCUCACAUGUCAUGUGUCCUUAAGGGGUUAAAGAAGCUCCUUACCCAGAGGUGGCCACUUCAUUAGACCAAAUAGGCAGUUGCCUAUACCUUAUCUCACACUGAGACAGACUGCACAAUGAGGGACAUCCCAAGGAUCCUUCCCAAACCCCCAGAGAGCUACACCUAUGUAUAUCAUGGUUGAUUGACAUCAGCACUUGGAAAUAACAGACUUAUGUAAAUCCUUUACUUCUCCUGAUCUGUCUGUAUGUGUAAUAUUGGUCUCUUUUGUAUUUAUGGCUUUCAUACAGCACAGGAUGUGCAACAGGAGAGCAGUCAUGGAGAAGGAGCCAGAGAAGAGUGUAAAAGGCAGGCCGGAGACAAAGAGAGCAAACCCCAACAUUGAUGGUGGAUGGGCCUGGAUGAUGGUGUUGUCCUCUUUCCUUGUCCAUCUGCUGGUUAUGGGCUCUCAGAUGGCACUCGGGAUCCUUAACAUGGAAUGGUUGGAAGAAUUUGGACAAAGUAGAGGUCUGACUGCUUGGGUCAGUUCCCUUAGUAUGGGAAUCACCCUGAUUGUAGGUAUGUCAUUUCCUAUUUCUGAACAUUAUUGCUGAAUGUUUAUUUUUUAUAAACCAUACUUAAUAUUCACAGAUUAUAUAAGCCAUAUUCUACAGAUUCAGAGUACGGUCCUACUCUAGAUAUCCUGUGAAGGUCCAGGUUCACACUUGUCCCUAUAUAAUAGUUGGGAAAAAUCUUUUUGGAUGUUAAAGUGCAUGUUUUGCAAAUAUGAUAUAGGUUCUCUUUACUUUAAAAUUGUAUGUUAUUUGUUAUGUUUAAAAACAAACAAACCACGUUAAUUGGUGCCAUACAACAGAAAAGAAUAACAAUAAUGUUAACGUUCUUCGGACACACAUAUACAUAAAUAUACACUGAUCAGCCACAUACAGGUGAGUGAAUUACAGUGAUUAUAUAUUUACAGUGGCACCUGGGUGAGAUAUAUUAGGCAGCAAGUGAGCAGUCAGUUCUUGAAUUUCAUGUGUUGGAAGCAGGAACAAUGGGCAAGUGAAAAGAUCUGAGUGACUUUGACAACGGCCAAAUAGUGAUGGCUAGACGACACUAAGUGAGAGAAUUUUCAAAAUGGCAAGUUUCGUGGGGUGCAAGAGAGGACAUCUGCUGAAUCGGUGAAUGGGCACCAAAAGCUCCCUAAUGCACGUCGGGAGUGAAAGCUAGCCCACCUGGUCCAGUCACACAGAAGAGCUACUGUAGCUUAAAUUGCUGAAAAGCUUCAUGCUGGCCAUGUUAGAAAGGUGUCAGAAAAAACAGUGCAUCUCAGUUUGCUGCACAGUCGCAGAAUGGUCAUAGUGCCCAUUAUGACCACUGUCCACGGCCGAAAGCACCUUCAAUAGAGAUGUGAGUGUCAGAACUGGACUGUGGAGCAAUGGAAUAAAGUUGCCUGGUCUGAUGAACAAUGGUUUCUUUUACAUCAGGUGGAUGGCAGGGCUUGUGUGCGUCUUUUAUCUGGGGAAGAAGUAGGCAGGCCAACGGAGGCAGUUUUAAGCUCUGGGCAAUGUUCUGCUGAGAAACUUUGGGUCUUAGUAAUCAUGUGUAUGUUACUUUGAGGGUUACUAGAGAUUCCUGCAGACCACAUAAACCCAACACUCUAAGUACACAUGUGUCAUAUACUUUGACUCCUGUAUACGUCUUUAUAUCCAGGAUAUAAUGUAAAGGUAAGAGAGAUAUAUAAAUAGAUUAAAUAUGGACAAGAAAAAUAGGCUUGUAUAUUAGAUUUUUAAAGCCUUACAGCAGCUGUUUCCCUUAUGUUAAAAUGACAACUGUAUUUUAAAAAAUCCUAAAAAUGUUCUGUUAAUUUUCCCAGCUUGGAUAUUUUGUCCUGAAUAAUUUAUUUUGUCCUGAAUCAUGUGCAAACUCAUAACAACCCUUUGUUUAUUGAUCUGACCCAUAAUGUCCCUGACCCCAAGGGCUCCUUCUCAAAGCUAGAGAGCUUAGAAAGGACAUAUUCAAAUUCUAUGAACAGAAAGAGAAAGACUGUGAUUUAAUGUGAGCCAUAAUUACAUAUUGAUAUUACUUACACUGUUAUUGUGAUGAUCAUCUCUCUUCAGGUCCAUUCAUAGGGUUAUUCAUUAAUACAUGUGGGUGCCGGAAGACUACAAUGAUUGGAGGGUUCUUGACAUCUCUUGGUUGGGUCCUGAGUGCCUACGCCACUAGUGUGCAUUUUCUGUUCAUCACAUUUGGCGUGACAGCAGGUAAGAAUGUAUUCUAUGCUACUAGCAUUGCAAUAAUCUGACGUUAGUAGGUAACAGUUUCCUAGUGGAGCACCUUCGAAACAGAAAUAUAUUGCGUGCUUUAGACUAUUUUAAUGAAAUUAUGUCAACUAAUCCUGUCUUUUAAAUCAACUGUAACAAAAUGGACAUUGGUGCCAAAACUUUAAACCAGUUGUUGUUGGAUUAAACAUUCUGUACUAAUAGUCGGGCAGAAAGUUCUGAGAAAAUUAGUGGAACAAGUGAGGGAGCAGAAUAUAAGAGCCCUGGUUUAAAGGUUUAUUAUGCUAGAAUUGUAAUUUGCAUGAUUUAUGAUCUUAGUUUCAGUGUUUGUUUGUUUGUUUGUUUUUUCCCCAUAGGCAUUGGUAGUGGGAUGGUGUACCUCCCUGCAGUGGUCAUGGUGGGCCAAUAUUUUCAGAAACGCCGUGCUCUGGCACAGGGUCUUAGUACCACAGGGACUGGUUUUGGGACAUUCCUAAUCACAGUCCUGCUGAAAUACCUAUGUGCAGAGUUUGGCUGGAGAAAUGCCAUGAUUAUACAGGGCGCAGUUACCCUCAACUUGUGUGUAUGUGGAGCACUCAUGAGACCUCUGGACCAAGUGGAGAAGAAUUGGAGAGACUGCAUGGAGAAAAUAAGUGAUCACAAAGAAAUUAGUGGACCCACACUGCUAGAUAAUGAAGACGGGAAAGCUAAUGGUGUAUUACAUGAGGAGGUGAAAAAUGGAACAGCUACAGUAGAUCAUGAAACAUCAUGCAACAAGGAGAGUACCAUAAAUGAGAUGGUCACUAAAGACAUGAGUAAACUAGGAAUUCUGAAGACCGUUACUCGAAUGACCGUAGCAGUAAGAUCUGGAUGCCGAGCCUGGUAUUCGAGCUACUUUGGAACUGCUUCCCUCUUCACCAAUAAAGUAUUUGUAGCAUUUGUCUUCUGGGCACUGCUGGCCUACUGCAGUUUUGUAAUUCCAUUCAUUCACCUGCCGGAGGUGGUAAAGCUCUAUGGCGUGUCCGAGCAGAACAACAUUUUUCCUCUCACCUCAAUUAUUGCCAUUGUGCAUAUUUUUGGCAAGAUUAUCUUGGGCUACCUUGGUGAUUUGCCAUGUGUCAGUGCAUGGAAUGCCUUCAUAGUUUCCAAUUUCACACUGGGCGUUAGCAUUCUCAUUCUUCCGCUCAUGCACACAUAUACCAGCCUUGCCUUGGUUUGCGCACUUAUAGGGUUUUCCAGUGGGUACUUCUCUCUCAUGCCUGUUGUUACUGAAGAUUUGGUUGGGAUCAAGCAACUGGCAAAUGCCUAUGGGAUCAUAAUCUGUGCCAAUGGAAUUUCAGCACUUUUGGGACCACCCUUUGCAGGUAAAAUAUUCUGUUAUUUGUAUCAUUGCAUGGCCAGCAGUUGUAGAACUUGACCUUCCGUGAUGCUUUGUCAGCCUCAAGGAUAGAAAGGUAUCAUGAAUAAUGUAGUUCAGUUAUGAAUAGGGAUCUACUGUUGGUCAGACCUAUAACAAGCAGAGAAGCUUUGAUAGCCCCUUGAUAGAGAGAUAUAUCCCUGCAUUGAUUUAGCUUUAAAGUUAUAAUAGAAAAUUAAGAAAAUUUAAUUAAAAAAGUACCAAUAUUUUAUUUUUUAUGUCUGUAUGUUAUGAGUAUUUGAUGCUGAAAGAAUGUGAACUUUUUGAUAAAUAAAAACACAGAAAGUAGCUCUGUACUCAAACUCCAUGCUCUUGGUUGGCAGUAAUGGCUAUAGUAUUGAUCAGCCUUAAUAUAUAAGCCGAAAAGUUACCUGCACACUAUUCCAAAUCCAUGUGUCCAUUUAAAUAAAAAAAAUUUGGUAGCACUGUAGUGAUCAUUAAAGUGUAAGCUCACCUGCCAGUAUCAAACUAAACCUCUUGGUUUGGGUGUGUUCUGUGCUAAUGUAAAGUACCUUGUUGCUUUCUGGUAAAAGGCAAAAUCAGUAAUUAGAUAAAAGUGGUGAUUCUUAUGAAUCCUUAAAAACUAGCUAACCAUAAAGUGGUUAAGAUAAUUAAAAGCUGGGUUUCUAGCGUGUACGGUUGUAAAAGGGUAGGCAACUCAAGCACACAAACCAGAGUCUUUCCAAUAAAAGGUGCGUAGAAGAAGAGGGAGCAGUGCCUUGAUAUGUUUCUGCGGUAGAUGUGUUCUCAGUUGUAGUAUGAUAUGUGGAAACAAAGAUACAGCAGAAAAUAGUGUAGUUAGUAUGUCCCACAUACAGUGGCAAAAUAAGAAGUGAAACUGCACUUACAGAUAGCUCUAUUUAAAUGCGCACCAGCUGUACAAUCCCCACCUAGGGAUAUUUGGUGUCUUCUAUUAGUUAAAGUGCUUCUGUGAAGGGGAACUCCAAUCAAGUAUGUUGGCUCCAGAUGAGUUACAGUGUUCCCCAACCCAGUCCUCAUGGACCACCAACAGUCCAGGAUUUAUGUAUUUCCCUUUUUUAUUUAAAUAUUUAUAAAUUACCAACAAUGUACCCUUCAUGUAUUGUUUAAAGGGUUAUUUCAAAUUGAGUACUACAGACCAAGAACAAACUGAUAUGGAAGACUGAAGCUCUUUGCAAGUUUACAAUGUAGCGAAAUAUAGAUGAAAACACAGCUGGAUUGAUUCACCCUGGGACAGCAAUCUGGAUCUCUCACCCUGUUCCAAAUUAUUAUGCAAAUGAUAUUUUUCUCAUUUACCUAAAUAAUUGAUGUAAAAAACAAUCAGCAUAAUUCUCAUGUUAUAAGAGUACAAUUCAAAUUUUAUUGAACAAACCUCCUAAUGAUAACAGUAUUUUUUUUAACAUAAAAAAACUUACAAUGCACUGUUCCAAAUUAUUACGCACAGUAAGUUUCAAAACACUUUAUAGGUUUGUAAAGAACUGAAAAUUGUCAUUUGUUGUGUUUGCAGCAUAUUUACUGAAAUCAAAAGCUAUUUCAUUCAAACUUAUAAUAACAUUUUAACUUUUUAAACACUGUAUCGGGUCAAGUUACAUUUUAACAUAGGACCCCUUAUUUGAUAGCAGCUUCACAAGUCUUGCAUCCAUUGAACUUGUGAGUUUUUGGACAAUUUCUGCUUGAAUUUGUUUGCAAGAUGUCACAAUAGCCUCCCAGAGCUGCUGUUUGGAUGUAAACGGCCUCCCACUCUCAUAGUUCUUUUACUUGAGGAUGCUCCAAAGGUUCUCAAUAGGAUUGAGGUCAGGGAGGAUGGAGGCCACACCAUGCCUUUCUCUCCUUUUAUCCCCAUAGCAGCCAUUGAUGCAGAGGUAUUCUUUGCAGCAUGAAAUGGUGCAUUGUCAUGCAUGAAGAUGAUUUUAUUACGGAAAGCAUAGUUCUUCCUUCUGUACCAGGGAAGAAAGUGGUCAGUCAGAAACUCCACAUAGUUUGCAUAGGUCAUCUUUACACCUUUGGGGACCCUAAAGGGGCCGACCAGCAUUCUUCCCAUGAUACCGGCCCAAAACAUGACUCCACCACCGCCUUGCUGACGUCGCAGCCUUGUUGGAACAGGGUGGCCGUCCACCAACCAUCCACUACUCCAUCCAUCUGGACCAUCCAGAGUUGCAUGGCACUCAUCAGUGAACAGGACUGUUUGAAAAUUAGUCUUCAUGUAUUUUUCUGCCCAAUGCAGCCGUUUCUGCUUGUGAGCAUUGGUUAGUGGUGGCCGAAUAGAAGUUUUAUGCACAGUUGCAAGACUCUGGAGGACUCUACACCUUGAUGUCCGCGGGGCUCCAGAGGCACCAGCAGCUUCAAAUAUCUGUUUGCUGCUAUGUAAUGGUAUUUUAGCAGCUUCUUUCUUGAUCCGAUGCAUGGAUCUGGCAGAAAUCUUACUCAAUGCGCCUAUAUCUGCACGAACCCGUCUGUGCUCUGAAUCAGCCACAAAUCUCUUAAUAGUGCUUAAGUUUUCAUGAAAUAUCUAAUGUUUUCAUACCUCGUCCAAGGCAUUGAACUAUUUCACUCUUUUUGGCAGCAGAGAGAUCCUUUUUCUUCCCCAUAUUGCAUGAAAAUGGUGCUCUGCUUAAUAAUGUGGAACAUCCUCAUUUAGUAGUUUUUCCUUAAAUUGGGCUUGCCUGGCAAUCUAAUUAUCACAGGUGUCUGAGAUUGUUUUCAGUGAUCAAAAGAGCCCUGAGACACAAUGCCAUCCAUGAGUUAAACUGAAAAACUAAAUAUUUAAUCUUUGUGACAAAUAGAAUUUGUAUAAUAAUUUGGAACAGGGUGUAGGUAGUAUCAAAGGAUUCUUUAGAUAACAUUCACUAAUAUUCUAAGUAACAAUAUACUUACUUAACUAUCACCAGUUUAUGUGUAUUAUUUGAGUAGGAGGUAAAAUACUUUAGUUAUAUUUACCUGCACUAAGAAAAUAGCACUUGAUUCAAUAAACAAAACCCUUGAUUUCAACAAACAAAAAAUAAAUUAAAUUUAAGACGCGGCAAAGCUUUUAAAGUUUAUCAAGUUGAAAGCAAACACACACAAAAAAACUGCAUAACCAAAAAAGGUAAACAAAAAAAAAGUACAGAGUUUACAGUGAUACCAUAGUGCCAGGAAAUGUAAAGAGUACUCUGGUGCCUUUUCCCGGUAAUGGGGCAAACCCACCAGUCUCCUGGUCUAUGAUGCAAAUUUACGACGCCCAGUUUAUGCAGAGUUUCAGGAGCUGGAUGCCGAUCCUGACACUUAUUCAUUGCCUGAGAGUGUCAGCUGAUCGCCCUCAGCCAAUAAAUCAGCACCUCUUGUUUUGGGCUGCCUAAUGACGCCUCAACGAUGCUGACAGAGGUGGCGUUACACCUCCAGCAUCAGAGGUUAAACUCUAUUUUUGUUGUGUUUCAUAGCAAAAUGCUGAACAUACAGACUGCAGGCACCAUGACCACUUCAUAUCACUGAGUGGUUGUGGUGCUUGGAAUAACCCUUUAGUGUAGGUUGAAUUAAUUUUUAGAGGUCACUGUGAAAGCAAAUUCUGGAGACAGGUCUCUAAGGAAAUGCCUGGGGGCACAAGACAUGUAAGGUGUCCCUUUGCUGUUUUUCUCUACUCUGUAACCAUGGCAUUUUUGUAUUGAUUUUUGUUUCAAUAAAGAGAACAUGAUUCUGCACUGAUUACUGAUUAAGGAGUGGAUUUUCAUUCAUUGUUUCCGACAUUUGCUAUUACGCUCCUAUCUCCAUUCCAAGAACCUUUCCUCAGCUCUUGCUGCAGCCCAACUGCAAAGCUGAGAAAGAUGUUCUUCUCGAAUAUUGUUACAUGUCAGGCUUUGGUCACAUCUUGCUGAAUUAUAGAGGUCUUUGGAAAGCUAGGUUGUGCAGGAUAAGUGAGAAUUGAGGUUUGAUAGAAAGUGUAAUUUCUGUGGAAAUGAGAUGUUGGCAGAUUGAAAGAUAGGCUCUAAAGAGACGGUGAUAAAGAACAAAGACGGAAAUAACCUGCAAGAUUAAUGCAAAGACCAAAUACUAAAAGGACGGAGAUGUUACUGAGGAGCUUUGCAAGUUAGUGUCUGGUGUCAAAUUUCCUUGCGGAAUGGGGAGAAUUUGAGAGAGAAUGGCUAGUUUGUGUUGCUCGUAUUCUUCUGCAACAACAUCUGUCCUGCAGAUUAGAUAAUGAAUUUAGGAGCAUAUAAUGGUAUUUCUGAAUAUGAAAUCUUUUUUAGGAACAGUGCUGUUUAGGGUAAAGAAAAUCAUACAUGGGUUAUAAAGGUGUUUGGUAGAAUCUGUCAAACCUUAUGGUAUAUAUUUCAUAAGAUCGGUGAUCAGCAAUAGACUAUUCCUUUUCUUUCCACGUCUGAAAGAUAAUUUGUUCAUUGAUGUGUUUCCAAGUUAGAACUUGGAAAUGGGUGUUCUCUCCUGUCCAACUGUAGACUGGUCUUAAUGAGCAGAGGAAUCAUGCGAGGUUGGUGUGAUAGCCAGCGCACCACAUGGAAAUCAUCCAACAGGCACAGACCACCAACACUUCAAAGAGAAAACUUCUUCUCUUUUUAUUUGGAAUACAUUAAAAUAAUUUCCACAGUGAGGAAAUGGACAAAUAAUGUAUAAACCUUCUUCAAAUAGACAUCAGUCUGAGCAUACCACAAGACAGAAUUAUUUUCAUAGUCUUACAUUGCAAGUUUUUUUACUGCCAGUGGAAUCUGUUUAUUCUAUGUAAAGUCUGUGCUUGCAUGAGUUGGUUAAGUUGCUAUAGUUAAAUACCUUCAGGUCAGUUGGCGCUCAGUCUAAACACGCAGCCAAGGCAGUGAUUCACAGGUACUCCCAGAGUUAAUAAAUCCCAGGAGCUAUGCCUCUGAAAAAUGUUACUGCAGAUAUAUUAUUAUAUGUAGAACUGCCUGGCUCCUCAAAUAAAAUAGCUUGGUUCAUAACAAAGGGUUACACAAUACAUAUUUUAGUAAAUUCCAUUGCCUAAUCACAAAGGCUACUGGGGGUGCGAAAUGAUAAUCUUGUACAUUUAGAUUUGGCAGAUACCAGGAUAUCGGCCGGACUAAUGGAGUCAGCAAUACCCUGAAUCUUAAUAUUGAUGCGUCUGUUACAGUUCUCUGCCAGAUCAACUCUCGUUGCUAGGGUAGAUUGGGAGGAUAGCAUUUUGUGGACAGUUUCCUCUACCUACUCCCUCAGGUCUAGAAUAUCCUCUUUAGAGGCCUGUGUGCAUAAGGUCACCGCCUGCACUUCAGUCCUUAGCAAGCCAAGGUCCGCAUCUGUUGCAUUUCCUGUAGUAGGUCAGCAAUGUCUUGCUUGGUGGCCGCUAUUAACUUGCAUCGAUCUACCGACUCCGCUGGGGUGGCCGAGUUGUAGAAGGCUUCAUUAAUUCCUCUGCAUUCUCAUCGGAGCCAUUUGGGUUAUAUUUGCGGUCCAGCGAGGCUGCCAUCUUGGAGGCCGCAGGGUGCUGUAACAUGGCACAUAUACCCUGGGUGUCCUGUCCUUGAUGGGACAUGGUUAUGGCCUCUGGGAUCUUCUUCCCAUAUUGUUGAUAUCUCGUGUGGGAGGCUUGCUGAGAAACUGGGGUGAGCUUGAUGUGUCUGCCGUUGGCACUGUUACCUCUGGUCUGGCCAUUACAGUACCGAACUCGAGGUAGGCCCAUCAGAUAUCUGUGAUCAGGGGCCCAGCGGGGUGCCAAUGCCCUUGAACAGGCUGACCAGGCCCCUGAUAGAUGGUGCUGGCAAGAAGUGAAAGCAGAUUACUUCCUCCCAGUUAACAUAGACAACUGCAUAGUGAGGACUGGAUGCAGAGAAGGGGGAGAGAUAGAGGAGGCAGAUGUGUAUCAGUGCCAGUAUGUGUGUGUGUGUCAUUGUGCAUGUGUAUCUGUGUCAGAAUGUGUGUAUCUGUGUCAAUAUGUGUAUGUGGGUAUCUGUGUGUAUGUGUAUCUGUUUGUGUGUCAGUGUGUAUGUGGAUCUGUGCCAGUAUGUGUGUGUACAUAUGUCUGUGUCAAGGUGCAUGUGUAUCUCUGUGUGUGUCAGUGUUAAUGUGUAUCUGUGCCAGUAUGUGUUUGUAUCUGUGUGUGGAAGUUCAUCUGUGUCAGUAUGUGUGUGUGUCAGUAUACCUGCCAGCAAGUGUGCAUAUGUGUGUGUCUCAGUAAGUGUGUGUAUCUACGUGUGUGUGUGUGUGUGUGUAUCUGUGUCAGCAUGUGUGCAUCUUUGUGUGUGUGUCAGUAUAUGUGUGUAUGCAAGUGUGUAUGUGUAUCUAUGUCAGUAUGUGUGUAUCUGUGUGUGUGUCAGUGUGUAUAUGUAUCUGUGCCUCUAACAUACUCAACAAUAUAACACCGAGACCCAUUUAUUAAAGGGACACUAUAGUCACCAGAACAACUACAGCUUAUUGGAUUUGUUCUGGUGAAUAGAAUCAUUACCUUCAGGCUUUUUGCUGUAAACACUGUCUUUUCAGAGAAAAUGCAGUGUUUACAUUACAGCCUAGUGAUAACUUCACUGGCAACUCCUCAGAUGGCUGUUAGAGAUCCUUCCUGGGUCAUGGCUGCCUAAAAUGCAUCGAAACAUUCAAUAUCUCCUCCCUCUGUAUGCAGACACUGAACUUUCCUCAUAGAGAUUCAUUAAUUCAAUUCAUCUGUAUGAGGAGAUGCUGAUUGACCAGCGCUGUGUUUGAAUCAUGCUGGCUCUGCCCCUGAUCUGCCUCCUUGUCAGUCUCAGCCAAUCCUAUGGGGAAGCACUGUGAUUGGAUCAGGCUUCCACUUCUGCUGAUGUCAGCAGAGUGAUUGUUGUUUUUGUUUGAGGCAAACAGCAUGCAGAGUUACAGCUUGAAUACGGUAAGAUGUUGCUUGACAUGCGCAUCAUCGUCCUUUUGGCCUAUUCCUGUUAUAAACCAAUUAGAGACCUUCAAGAAUUACAGACACAUGAAUUUUGCCAAAAUAUUCCACGGCUUUAUUAAAUGUAUAAAUAAUAAAAUAUAAAUUUAAAAGGUCAUUGUCAACAACGAUUAGGAAGACAUCCCCCCAAUUAACAUAACUAUACACCAAGACAAUGACCUAAACCAUUUUACAGAAUACAUCCAUAUAACCAUAUAACAUAGUAUAAAUAACAUAAACAUUAACAUAGCCACCCAGGGCAUCCAUUUCCAAUUGUAGGGGCAUACCAAGACACCCGUACGCCAUUAUCACAGCCACCAAGGGCAUCCCUUUCCACUGUAGGGGCAUACCAAGACACCCCUACACCAUUAUCCCAGCCACCAAGGGCAUCCAUUUCCAGUGUAGGGGCAUACCAAGACACCCUUACACCAUUAUCCCAGCCACCAAGGGCAUCCAUUUCCAGUGUAGGGGCAUACCGAGACACCCCUACACCCCCAGGUUCGGAGCUACCGACGAGCUCGAACCUACCACCAAAUCCAAAGGUAAGUAUUCCCCUGACCUAUCCCACUUACCAAAAACCGACCUACCCCCCAAUUAACCUAAUCCAUCCCCCGCCGCCGUGACAAAACGGAGGAGCCAUACCGCUUGGCCAUCAACAAACUGAAAUUAGGGAGGGUGGGCGGGACAGCUACCAACAGGUAAGGGAUUUAAAAUUAAAAUGGAAACUGAAUUAAAAUGGCCGAUUUUUAUAUGGGAAACUUAGGCCACUCCCCUAACUGACCUCCACCAAUCAAACCACACCUCAUUCAUAGGCCUGCCUCCUAGCUCUGUCAAGGCCCAUUCCACCUAGCUUGCUGUUCCAUGGGCUUCAAUAUUUAUGGAGGCAUGAAGGGGUCAGGGGGGUCUAGAUGGUAGUUUUAACACUAUAGCGUAAGGAAUACAUGUUUGUGUUCCUGACCCUAUAGUGAUUCUUUAAUGUGCGGCAUAAGCUAAAAAAGGUGGUACAGACACAUCAUAUGUGCAUGAUAAGUCUACAUCAAUAAGUGAUAGAGUCUGCAAAAUUCACAUUUUAGGGCUUUUUUUAUGCAAUAUUAUGGAUUAGAUUAUUUUAAUAAUGUAUUGAAAAUUGAAAAUAGGGUUCCUUUCAAGACUUACUUGUCACAAUAAGUAGUGUCCAGUCUAAAGUGACAAUUUAAGUAGUAUAAUAAACAGGCCUUAUUUCUCAAUAGGCAGUGUAGGCACCUACCUAAAGGCACAUGUCCUAUAGAGGGGGCCUGUUUUUAGCACUUAGUGGCACUUAAUAGCAGACCUUCUGUGGCAAACCUACAUAUUUUGUUUCCCAAAAGUUACUUCCUCUGCGUUCGGUAGAUAAAUCUGGUGAACACCAACCAUCCCCUGGCUCAUUAAGUUACAAAAAAAAACCCACAGAAUUAAGUGCUCUCCCUGUGUGGCCGCCAUUCGUAUAACCGAACAACACGUGCUGUAGAAAACGGCGGCCAUCUUGUCACAUGAAAAUAGGCAGCGGGACUUGGUCGUCGAGUGUCUGGAACUCCAAGUCGGACACUCCACCCCGCGAACACCUGGCAAACUUCACAAAUGCCUUUUCAAAGACAAACCAGGAGAGCACUGUUCGGUAGGUUUGUUCGCACAGGGGAACUGUUCGUCUUUUUGUUUGGUUUGGAACUCCCGAAAUUGACUGACCGCUACCACUGAAACUAUGGAACUGAUUUAGGCAGACACCUCAUGAACGGUCAGUCAAAACGUUACCCCAGUGGUGACUCGGCUGUAUUCGUGGGAUCUAAACAUGCUUUUUGGACAACUUGGGUGCUCAGAUCCAAACCAACUGGGGAUAUAAUAUUUGUGGGGUUCCUAUAUGUCUUAUAUGUGUUUUUAUGUAUUUUUUAUAGUUUAUGUUUUAUGCACUGUCAUGCUGAGUAAGAAAUUCAUGGGCAUGUUGUGGGAGUUUUAUGGGCUUGUUUAACUAUAUCCCUGAUAUUUAUAAAAGCAGGCCAUCUGGCUAGAAUAAAAUAUUCCUGUUGUACCCUUUAUCUAGUCUUGACUGAUGUUUGAGUAUGUGACCAACGAGCCCUUGGAUUUCCUUUCAUGCUUCACUUUGAUUUUCGGGAACGUAUGAAUCAGCGCUCCAUGUGAACGGCCUAUAAGUCCCUAGCAGUUUGGGGCAUACGAAUGAACGGGUAUACGAAAUACCAGCGUUCGUAACACCUUCAAACUCCUCAUGUCUUAAACACCACUUUUCAGUAAAUGUAACCCAUACAACCUAAACAAACCCUUAUUGUAGUCCCACAUUUAAGCACUCAAAGCCUAAACCUGAAAAAAACAAAACAGUAAUGUACUCGAUACUACAUUUAACCCAACUCUAACUCUAACCCAACUCUAAUGGAAUAUAAUAUUGUUUGAAGUGUAUUAUCUAUGUUAUCAUUGGAUUACAUGGAUAAUACACUUACAUGGGUUACAUUAUGUUUUGUAAUUGGAUACAAUUUUAUGGUGAUACUGUGUUCUCUGUCACCUUAAGUCCUAAAGCAGAAUGGAUCAAUGUGCUUGCUAGCACAUGGGUGAAACAAGGCCAUUUACACUGCUUCAAUUUCUCAAUUUGCAAGAAAAGCCAAUUGUUUUUUUUUUGUUUUUAUGUCAUGGUCUAUUGAUGGCCUUUUUAUGUAAGAGAGCAAGUCAAUUAGAUCUAAAACAAUGCCUUCUUCUAUUUACAGAAGGGAGUGUUUAAACACACAUGUAUUGCAGGUACACAUAACUGUGAGUUUUAUUGUUGUGGAUCUCUUUGAUUCCCUCUGACAGAACAAUAAAGAGCUCGUAGGUAAAUGAAAACAAGACCAAGAUACACGUAUAUGCCAAAGAUGGACUGAUUGUCCUUCCAAACCAGGGACAAUUGGAAGGUAUGCAACCUUACAAUAUUGCCAACCUUUAGAUGAUGGAACGUAGCUAUAUUGGUACAUCAGAUAACCCCCAAAUUUGGAGUGAAUCAAAGCACCACUAAUAGUAAGCCUCUCAUUUAUAGACAAAAAUGACUGGCUUGAUUGGUUCUUUUUAAGAACAAUACUGAAUUACAUACACAUCAAAGGAAAAAAGUAGCCCACACCGCUGGGUGCUGUAUGCUGAUAAUUACUCUUCUGUACAUUAACUUAAAAUUUAAAAUAUAUGUCGCUGCCCAGAUAGGAUGGAGUACCGUAAGUUAAAUAAAAACAGGAUAUAUGGAAUCUUUAAAGAGGUGGGUGUGUUAUUACUGCAAAAACAAAUAAAGAGUGAUCAAAUCAUGAACUUUUAAAAAUGGUUUGACAUUGAUGGCACCAUAACAUUUACAUUGAGUUGGAGUAGUAAUCAUGAUCAGGGCCGGUGCAAGGAUUUUUGCCGCCCUAGGCAAAAGUAAAGUUUGCCGACCCCCCCACUUCAUGUGACAUCACAAUGCCCCACCCAUAUGAUCUGCCAUGUUAACUAACGCCAGUGCUGCAGUGCCGCCGUGUUUACUUUAAAAAGCCUGCAGGGACAGGCUAUAGACACCAGAACCACUACAUUAAGCUGCAGUGGUUCUGGGAGAACGGGAAGCAGCUCCAUUUUUUGGGGACCCUUUACACAGCUCAAGGUCUGGGUCCCAGGGUCCACCUUCAUGUUUCACCAAUGAGUUUGUUCACAGGAGGUGGAGUGUGUAGGGGAUGUCCUAAUAUGUGUGUAAGGAAUGCAUUGUGUGAAUCUGUGUUUGUAUGUGUAAGGGCUGCAAGGUGUGUUUCUGUGUAUGUACGGGAUGCAGUGUGUGCGUCUAUAAGGGGUGCAUUGCGUGUGUGUAAGGAAUGCAUUGUGUGUUUCUGUGUGUGUAAGGGAUGCAUUGUGUGUAAGGGUUGCAUUGCUUGUGUGUGCGUCUCUCUGUGUGUGUGUAAUGCAUUGUGUGUUUUUCUGUGUGCAAGGGGUGCAUUGUCUUUGUGUAUAAGGGGUGCAUUGUGUGUGUGAUGGAUGUCAAUCUCUCCCCUCUCCCUUGUCACUCUCUUCUCCCCACUCUCCCUCCCUUGUCAUUCUCUUCUCCCCUCCCCACUCUCAUUCCCCCUCCCUUCCCUGUCACUCUCACCCCCUGUCAAUUUCUUUCUCCCCCCCUCCCUGUAAAUUUCUUUCUCUCCCCCCUCCAUGUCAAUUUCUCCCCCGUCAGUUCUUUCUUCCCCUCCCAUUUCCAGUUCUUUCCUCUCAUUAAUUUCUUUUCUCCCCAAAUCAAUUUCUUUCUCCCCCCUGUCAAUUUAUUCCCCUGUCAAUUUUUUCUCCCCGUCAAUUUAUUUCUCCCCGUCAAUUUAUUUUUCUCCCCUUCAAUUUAUUUCUCCCCCCUGUCAAUGUCUUUCUCCCCCCUCCCUGUCAAUUUUUUUCUCCCCUGUCAAUUUUUUUCUCCCUCCCUAUUUCUUUCUCCCUUCCCUGUCAAUUUCUUUCUCCCCCCCCCUGUCAAUUUCUUUCUCUCCGUCCCUGUCAAUUUCUUUCUCUCCACCCUCCCUGUCAAUUUCUUUUUCUCCCCCCCCCCUCCUGUCAAUUUCUUUCUCCCCUGUCAAUUUCUUUCUCCCCCCUGUCAAUUUCUUUCUUUCCCCCUUGUCAAUUUAUUUUUUCCUCCCCUCCAUGUCAAUUUAUUCCCCAUCAAUUUAUUUCUCCCAGGUCAAUUUAUUUUUCCAUCAUAUUUUAUUUCUUUCCCCUCCUGUCAAUUUAUUUUCACCCUGUCCAAUUUAUUUCUCCCCCCUGUCAAUUUCUUUCUCCCCCCCAUCAAUUUCUUUCUCCCCGUCAAUUCUUUCUCCCGUCAGUUUCUUUCUCCCCCUCCUGUCAAUUUCUUUCUCCCCAAUCAUUUCUUCCCCUGUCCAAUUUCUUUCUCCCCCCCUCCUCAAUUUCUUUCUCCCCGCCUCCCUCCCCUAUCACUCUCUCACCCCCUGUCAAUUUCUUUCUCUCCCCGUCAAUUCCCCUACCUGUCAAUUUAUUUCUCUCCCUCCUCCCUGUCAAUUUAUUUCUCCCCCCCGUCAAUUUUUUCCCCACCUCCCUGUCUAUUUCUUCCCCCCUGUCAAUUUCCCCCCCUGUCAAUUCCCCCCCCCCUGUCAAUUUCUCUCUCCCCACCCCCCUGUCAGUUUUGCUCCCCCCCUCCCUGUCAAUUUCUUUCUCCCCCUCCCCUGUCCAGUUUCUUUCUCCCCACCAUCAGUUUCUUCCCCUGUCCAGUUUCUUUCCCCCCUCCUGUCAGUUCUUUCUCCCCCUGUCAGUUUCUUUUCUCCCCCCGUCAAUUUCUUUCUCCCCUCCUGUCAGUUUCUUUCUUCCCCACUCCUGUCAAUUUCUUUCUCCCCUGUCAAUUUCUUUCUCCCCCACCUCCUGUCAAUUUUCUUUCUCCCACUUUGUCAGUUGUUUUUAUGUCUUUCUUCCCCCCAUCAAGUUUCUUUCUCCCCGUCAAUUUGUUUUCCACCACCCCUCCUGUCAAUUUCUUUCUCCCUCUCCUGUCAAGUUUCUUUCUCCCCAUCAAUUUCUUUCUCCCCUGUCAGUUUCUUUUCCCCCCCCCUCCCUUGUCAAUUUCUUUCUCCCCUUUUUGUUUUCACUCUUUCUUUCUCCCCUCUCCCUGUCAAUUUCUUUCUCCCCCCGUUUUUUUUCCCCCCCUCCCCUGUCAAUUUCUUUCUCCCCCUCCCUGUCAAUUUCUCUCUACCCCCCUCCCUGUCAAUUUAUUUCUCCCUCCUCUCCCUGUCAAUUUUUCUCCCCCCUCCCUGUCAAUUUAUUUCUCCCCAUCAAUUUCUUUCUCCCCUCCUGUCAAUUUCUUUUCUCCUCCUGAUCAAUUUCUUCCUCCCCGAUCCAAUUUCUCUUUCCCCUCCCCUGUCAGUUCUUUCUCCCCACCCCUGUCCAGUUUCUUUCUCCCCUGUCAAUUUCUUUCUCCCCCCUCCCCUGUCAAUUACUCCCCCCCCGUCAAUUUCUUUCUCCCCCCUCCCAUACCUCUGUUGUAGCGUGGCCGAGCUCUGUAUGGUCCGCGGGUACAAGGAGCUUUUGUUUCCUGUACCCGGCCGGACUAAAAGGAAGUGCACACUCAGUGUUAGUCCAGCUCGGCCACGCUACAGUGAGGGAGUGACAGGAGGGAGCGCUGAGUGCUUCCCUCCUGUCAGCCCCUCUUCUCAUACUGCGCCCGGGCGGUGCGCCCUCAUGGACGCACCAGCCCGGGCAAAGCUGCAGCCACCUGAGGCUCUCUACAGAGUGCUCGGGCGGUUGCAGCAUGAGGGGGGCCGGCGCCCCUUCCCAAGGGGCGCCUUAGGUGGCUGCCUAGUCUGCCUAACAGGUAGCGCCGACCCUGAUCAUGAUACCCAUUUCAAUAAUGAGGAUGUAUAAGGAUCAUUAGUGAUAAUAGAGCAACUAUUGCUUGACUCUGUCAAAAGUAGGCAAACAAAAAAAUAAAUAAAAAUAAAAUAAAUCUUGAUUUUGUUAGAGCAGUGAUUUUGUUACAUUAUUUGUUAUGUUCAUGUAAUAUAAAAAAUGGUUCCCUGUUACCAUACCUCAAAACAGAAUGCACCUGUCAUGGUUGAUUAUAUAAUUCCUACCUGUGCUAUGUAACAUUUUGCAAUAUUAUUAAUAUUGGUUUUGUAUUUUAUUGUACGCUAUUGUAACAAUGCAAUGUUUUGUAGACCCAGGACAUACUUGAAAACGAGAGAAAUCUCAAUGUAUCUUUCCUGGUAAAAUAUUUUAUAAAAAUACUUGAACGUUUUCCUGUAGACUUCACAUAUGUCUUUCUGUUGUAGGUUGGAUUUAUGACAUCACUCAGAAAUACGACUACUCGUUCUAUGUGUGUGGCCUGCUGUAUAUGGUAGGAAUUAUCUGCUUGCUUCUGGAGCCCUGCCUGAAGUCAAAGAAUGAACUCUCCGAGAAAUCCAAUGCAAGUCCUGAAGUGUAAAGACCAAUCUAACCACUUUCUUACCAAAGGGUCAACAUAAAGUACGAUUACAAAGUGCAAAAGUAAUAUUUUCUGAUACUUUGUUGUAUGGGAUGGUGGGUUGUAGGACUAAGAUGUAUUGUACUUUAAAGAUCCAGUGCCACUUUCAAACUUUCCAAUUAUCGUUUUGUUUACGGUGGUCCAAUAGCCUAAGCAUUUCAUUUACAUCCCCAGAGAAUUUAGGACAAAAAAAAAAAGAGUAAUCUGUGAGAAAAUAGAAAAGGUUUUGUAGGACACAGAUUGGAAAUUAGUGGGGUUUGACUAAAAUUAGUGGAAAAUGUGUUUGAUUAUAUAGGAUUCUAUUUACAGUGACGUCUGUAAAUUUCCACUGUUUAGUGCCUUAUGGGUAAUCUAUCCCUAAGCACUCCAAAUGACCUAAUAACGGGUCUCUGAAAUACUCAAACAAAUGUGUAGAUAAAAUGGCUAAAAUCUAUUAAGGGUCCCUCUCGUUAAUGCGCUGUCACUCUUUAGAAUACAGAUAUUGAUGUUCUUAGUGCCACCAAAUACAGCCUGGUGAAGGGAUCUCUGAUAUAUGCAGGUGAAGACUAAUUUAUGAACUUAACAUGUCAAUCCAUUGUCUAUGCUCCUCACUUUUGGUGAAAUCACUCUCUUAUGCAAAACGAAUACCUUAUACCUACUGUCAAAUGUGCUCUUUGGUAAUUUUUCUUUGUGGUACACUGGAGAAAUUAUCCACAAUGGUGGGACUCCGGCACCCGAGUUUAGGUUGUUUUGGUGGACAACUGAAGAUGUAUGAGAACUCUUUACUAGAAACUCAAAAUAUUUGGUGUAUAUAAAGUGUAUAUUUACAGCAAUAAAUUACCAGAAGCCCUCCUUGCUAUAUAUGUCCAUCUGUUUAUUUGAAAUGCAGACAUUGUGCAUGAAAGAUAAGAAAAAAUAACUUAACUGGAAAUUAAUAACUGGAUUACAGAACAUUUAUAAACUGGGCAAUAAUUUCCUUUUGAGUAUGCAAAUAUUUGCACAGACCUACACCUAAUCUAUGUUCCUUCUCAGGGAAUCAGAUGUAGGUACAAUACUUUGGCUGGGUGCAGGAUUCAUUUAUGUCUAUUUUGUUGUCCCUCAUAGAUUGUAUUAUGCCAAAACAAUUAUGAUAAACUGUUGUGACACAUGUACAAAUUGUCUGUAAAAUUCUCUUGAGAAAUGAGUGUUAAAACAUAACUAUUACAAAACUACAUUUAUGUUAUUUUACUGUCAGAAAUCCUUCCCAGGCGGUUGGCACCCAUUGUAAAUCUAAAUAGGGAAUUGUUAAAGGUCAAUCAAUGUGAUAUUGCAGUAUAUGUAUGUACAGACAAAAAAAUUGUCUCCUAAUCCACAAUAGGGGUACACAAAUGAACAUUGAAGGUGACAAGAAGAAGCAUUCUGUCAGUAAGAGAAUAGCAAUACUUCAGAGAAGGGCUACUAAACUGGAUCAUGGAUUACAGGAUAAAAUUUACAAGGAAAGGUUAAAGGAUCUUAACAUGUAUAGCUUGGAGGAAAGACGAGACGGGGGGAUAUGAUAGAAACCAUUAAAUACAUAAAGGGAAUCAACACAGUAAAUGAGGAGACUAUAUUUAAAAGAAGAAAAACUACCACAACAAGAGGGGCAAAGGUUUAAAAAUAAUAUCAGGAAGUAUUACUUUACUGAGAGGGUAGUGGAUGCACGGAAUAGCCUUCCAGCUGAAGUGGUAGAAGUUUACACAGUAAAGGAGUUUAAAGCAUGCGUGGGAUAGGCAUAAGGCUAUCCUAACUGUAAGAUAAGGCCAGGGACUAAUGAAAGUAUUUAGAAAAUUGGGCAGACUAGAUGAGCCGAAUGGUUCUUAUCUGCCGUCACAGUCUAUGUUUCUAUGUCUGUUACUGUUAAAUACAAUAUGUUUGUCCUGGCUCACAAUGCACUUUGAAAUAUAUGACCAGUUUUGGUCUACAGACAUGUUGUAUUUCCUUAAUAUCAACCUAAAGUAAAGCCCCUUCCCUAGUGACAAUUGGUCAUAAAAUGGGAAAACAUGCUAUGAGACCAGUUACGCAAGGGUACUACAUUUCAUAUAAGAAUUCAAAUUUUACUACUAGCCAGGUCUUAAAAGUUACUUGCCACUGUAAGCCAUAGCAUACUCACUAAUGUCUAUUGGCAAAUGGGAACACUGUGAUAGUUUAUACCUGGUUGUUAUCUAUACACAUUAUUAAACCAGUAUAUGGAAGGCAUUAUCAUGUAGAUUUAUCGAAGAAGGUUUGUUAUGCCAAUAUAUGUAUGAUAAGGAUACUAAUAAACAGUAUUAGGACUAGUUUAGCAAGAUUGGAGUGGUGACAGAGGGUAGAGAGCAGUCUUUAUUAGGGAAAGAUACCAGGAGAAGAGGGAUGUUGAGGAGUGGGAAAAAAACAACUUAUGUAAGUUGUGAAUGAAAAGCCAUUGAUUGGCUGAGAGUGUCAGUUGACCGUUCUUAGCCAAUCAUCGGUACCACUGUCUGACGCAGCCAUGCUUGUCUGUUUUGAAAUAUAUUUUAGCAAACGGAAGGACACAGGGCAGAGAGAUGUGGCGCUGGAGCACAGACUUUGGGGCUAAAUUGUUCGCUUACGGUGUAACCCAUAAAAGUGAGCGUGUCGAGUGGUGCCUAGAGUGUUUUUAUAACCAACAAAAAUACAUGAAAUGAUCUCAAUAGAAAAAUCUAAUUAUAUUAUUUGUCAAAAUAAAAAGACAUUGUUUCAGCUACCUAUGUGGACAGGUGUCUUCAUCAGAAAAGGGGAAAUUCAACAUUUCCUCUUUCUCUGACUGUAAAUGUGAGUUUGAACCACUGAAUUGAGGAGGUACUGUGGCCUGUGCAUGCAGAUAAUAUAUAGCGCUUAGUAGCUCUAGCAGCAUGGUACCUUAGAGUGCCCCUGUCUCUGACAUCCCAUUGUAUGUUGACAACUUGUUGUUCUGUAUAAUGCAUUCUAAAUUAUAGGAAAAUAAAAGUUAUGUUUAACACAAUACUGGAAGAUGUGAAUGAGAUAUGAGCGCCACCAUCUCACCCAAGACACAAGUUUCACAUCUCUCUCAUUCUUGAAAGAGUGAGAAAAGAGUUCCAUGGUUCACUCCGAGGGAUGGUUUACUUUUAUUAUAUUGUAAAAUUAAGUAGAAGCUAAUUUACAAUCAUUUGUGUGCAAGGUUCAAGGAAGACUGAGAAAGCAAUAGAUGAGAGUUCACUUUUGAACUGAAUUACGCAAAGAAUUAAAAGUAAUUGCAUUUACUAGGGGUAUUAAAUGUAGUGAAAGUGUUAGUUGAGUUACUUGAUACAGAGUAUUAUGUAAAUUACGAAAGGAGUAAAAGACACAACGGGGGCUGGGAUUGAAAAGCAGGUGGACAUCAAAGUAUUACUAGCUGUCUGCAGCUUAGGAGAAAUUGUGACUCCUGACCUAUAAAUACCAAAAUUUAGUAGAGGUAGUUGAUUCUGUACCCUCGCCAUCAUGUGACCGUGAUCCAGGGGGGUCUGCAUGGUAUAUCAGAUGAUAAUGUCAGUCCUUGCUGUUCCAAAGUGGCAGAUCUGUUCCAGUGGAAGUACACAAACCUGCACCUCCCCACUAACUUUCUCCUUUUGGAUUCAAUACAGCCAUAUCCUGCAGUGUUUGUUCAGGUAUUAACUUGUUAUGGUUACUUGAAAACUUUUCUUAACCCUUUUAUUCCUGGAGUGCUUAGGAGAAUGCAAUAAGGAGAAAUCCACCAUGGUUAUCAGACCAAACUGCAUCUUUCCCUUUAGAUUUUAUUCAUAACCCACGUUUGCAUAAAAAAAACAAGAGGAGAUGUAUGAGUACGACCACAAUAAAAUGUGAGUUAGUGUGUCAGUGAACGUUACUCAUACAACGUGUAUGCUACACAGAACUGUGACCUGCGUGGUCAAUAUGAAUUAAAAUGGCGGGAUUGUGCAAAUGUUUUCAUUGCUUUUUUUAAUUUCUGGGAUCCAAAUAUAUGUCUACAUUACUGUAUGAGCCAUUGUUUUCUUAAUAACAAAGCACAAUAAAACGAUUAUAUUUAUGGCAGUGUGCGA